UUCCUACCCAGGAUAACUUCAAACCUUCAUCCUCAGAUCUCAGCCCCCUGAGUACCCAGUAGUAGUAGUACUAGUAUUAUAGGCAUGAGCCACUAGUACUGGCAUGAGCCUGGCUCUCGCCAAGCACUUUCCCAGGCUCUAGCCCCUGGCCCAGCCUGAUUCUGUAUUCCUUCAAAGACCAAUGCCACUUGGAUGGGCAUCCUAAAAAUGUCACCCCUCUCCUAAUAGACUCCAGCAUUGGGGGGAGGAUGGGAGGAGCCAGGAGCAGGGACCCCUUCGAUGAAUAAGCCUUUGGGACUGCUUGUCUGUUUGCAGAAGCUUUGGACAAAGCAGGCCCACUGUGACUCACCUCCAUUUCCUGCCUUAGUCAUUGGCCAGCCCUCUCCACGCCCCCAUAGGCUCAGCAUCGGAGGACUGGUGGGUUGGGGGGGGAGUGACCUCAGCGGGAGAGUGGCGUGAAGGGGUGAGGCCUGCCAUGACAGCACUGCGGCUUCCCCCACUGUCCUGCCCCCACGAUGCCGUGUUGUUUCUCAGGAGAGAAUGCAGAGAUUGUCUGGCUGUGGCCGGAAGGUGACAGGGGACUGGAGGAAGUUUGGCGAGUCCCUUGGCCUGGCUCUUUGUCUGGAAAGAGGGUUUGACCUCCCCUUCCCGGCUGGGAGCACUGCAAAACAGAAGGCCACAGCCUAGAUAGACUCUGGGAGCCCCGUUAGGGCCCAUAGGAAACCAUAGCUACCUGAAGGAGGCAGAUUUAUUUCCCUUACUCCUGAGACCCCGAUUCUCCAUCAUGGUCACCCUCAAAGCCAUAAGGCCUGACAGAGGAUGAGGACGUCCUGGCCAUGUUGAGGGGCUCCCGGCUCCGCAAGAUCCGCUCGCGCACGUGGCAGCAGGAGCGGCUGUACCGGCUGCAGGAGGACGGCCUGAGCGUGUGGUUCCAGCGGCGCAUCCCGCGCGCGCCCUCCAAGCACACCUUCUUGGUGCAGCACAUCGAGGCCGUCCGGGAGGGCCACCAGUCCGAGGGCCUGCGGCGCUUCGGGGGCGCCUUCGAGCCUGCGCGCUGCCUCACCAUCGCCUUCAAGGGGCGCCGCAAGAACCUGGACCUGGCGGCGCCCACGGCCGAGGAGGCGCAGCGCUGGGUGCGCGGCCUGGCCAAGCUGCGGGCGCGCAUCGACGCCAUGAGCCAGCGCGAGCGGCUGGACCACUGGAUCCACUCCUAUCUGCACCGGGCAGACUCGAACCAGGACAGUAAGAUGAGCUUCAAGGAGAUCAAGAGCCUGCUCAGGAUGGUCAACGUGGAUAUGAAUGACAUGUAUGCCUACCGCCUCUUCAAGGAGUGUGACCAUUCCAACAACGAGAGGCUGGAGGGGGCUGAGAUUGAGGAGUUCCUACGGCGGCUGCUCAAACGCCCAGAGUUGGAGGACAUCUUCCACAGGUACUCGGGCGAGGACCGCGUGCUGAGCGCCCCAGAGCUGCUGGAGUUCCUGGAGGACCAGGGUGAGGAUGGUGCCACCCUGGCCCACGCCCAGCAGCUCAUCCAGACCUAUGAGCUCAACGAGGCAGCCAAGCAGCACGAGCUCAUGACACUGGAUGGCUUCAUGAUGUACCUGCUGUCACCCGAGGGGGCUGCCCUGGACACGGCCCACACUCGUGUGUUCCAGGACAUGGGGCAGCCCCUCGCCCACUACUUCAUCUCCUCAUCUCACAAUACCUAUCUGACCGACUCUCAGAUUGGGGGCCCCAGCAGCACCGAGGCCUAUGUUAGAGCCUUUGCCCAGGGAUGCCGCUGUGUAGAGCUGGAUUGUUGGGAGGGGCCAGGAGGGGAGCCCGUCAUCUACCACGGCCACACACUCACCUCUAAGAUCCUUUUCCGGGAUGUGAUCCAAGCUGUUCGUGACCACGCAUUCACGGUGUCCCCAUAUCCUGUCAUCUUGUCCCUUGAGAACCACUGCGGGUUAGAGCAGCAGGCUGCCAUGGCCCGGCACCUGCGGACCAUCCUGGGAGACAUGCUGGUGACAGAAGCACUGGACCUCCAGAACCCCGAGGAGCUGCCGUCUCCAGAGCAGCUGAAGGGCCGCGUCCUGGUGAAGGGGAAGAAGCUGCCGGCUGCUCAGAAUGAGGAUGGCCGAAUUUUGUCAGACAAGGAGGAGGAGGAGGAAGAGGAAGAGGAGGAAGAGGCUGUGGAGGUUGCCGAGCAGAGGCGGCGGGCCAAGCAGAUCUCCCCAGAGCUAUCUGCCCUGGCUGUGUACUGCUGUGCCACCCGCCUCCGGACCCUGCACCCCAGCCUCGGCCCGCCGCAACCCUGCCAUGUCAGCUCCCUCAGUGAGCGCAAGGCCAAGAAGUUCAUCCGGGAGACAGGGAACAGCUUUGUCAGGCAUAAUGCUCGCCAGCUAACACGUGUGUACCCACUGGGUUUGCGGAUGAACUCAGCCAACUACAGCCCUCAAGAGAUGUGGAACUCGGGCUGUCAGCUGGUGGCCUUGAAUUUCCAGACACCAGGCUACGAAAUGGACCUCAAUGCAGGACGUUUCCUCAUCAACGGCCAGUGUGGUUAUGUUCUAAAACCUGCCUGCCUGCGGCUACCUGACACAACUUUUGACCCUGAGUGUCCUGGACCCCCCAGAACUACUCUAACAGUCCAGGUGCUAACUGCCCAGCAGCUGCCCAAAUUGAAUGUGGAGAAGCCCAGCUCCAUCGUGGACCCCCUGGUGCGCGUGGAGAUCUACGGGGUACCAGCAGACUGUGCUCGAAAGGAGACUGACUAUGUGCUCAACAAUGGCUUCAACCCCCACUGGGGACAGACCCUGCAGUUCCAGCUGCGGGUCCCGGAGCUGGUGCUGGUCCGGUUUGUGGUAGAAGAUUAUGAUACCACUUCUCCCAAUGACUUUGUCGGCCAGUUUACACUGCCACUCAACAGCCUGAAGCAAGGAUACCGCCAUAUCCACCUGCUGUCCAAGGAUGGGGCCUCACUGUCCCCAGCCACACUCUUCGUCUACAUUGGCAUCCGGCACUCUUGAAGACCACGUGUGGCUCUGUGCGGGGCUUGUCUGCCUCACCCACAGAGUCCUAUCCCCUGAAGUGAGGGAUCAUGGGAGUCCCAGCCCUCCCGUGGGCCCUGCUCACCAGGUGCGGGUUUCACCUGGGUGCUGAGGGCUGGCUGCUUGGCUCUUCCUGAGGGGCCAGCCUGUGAGCUGCAUCCUGCCAAGCUGCUCAUUGGACUUCAGAGGGCUCCCCCCCCCCCCCCCGCCCCGGCCCAGGGCCCCAGGUGGCCCUGACCUGGAAAGCCAGGCCUGCUGUGAGCACUCAGCCUUCCUAGCUGAGCUAUCCUAACCUUCCCUGAAGGGGCACAGCCACCCACAUUGCCCCUGUCCAGGGCAUUAGCUGUCCCCUAAUCCCUCCUCCCCGACCCCCCCCCCCCAGACUUUCUUGGCCUCUUCUCUCUGGCUCUUGAAUUUGAUCCCCUAUUCACUCCCCUCCCUCUCCUUCCUUUUGGAAGCAAGAAGGGAACACAGGCGGAGCCCUGGGGAGUCUGGGUAAUGCAUUUGUAACUUGUGUCAUAGAAAAGCCCUGGAUAGGGCAGUAGGAGAGUAUUUAAAAUAAAUAAAGGAGCUUAAGUUGAUUUUA
Messenger RNA from Perognathus longimembris pacificus (Pacific pocket mouse), 3618 nucleotides. It is a transcript of the gene Plcd3, whose product is annotated as phospholipase C delta 3. Bases 837 to 3011 code for a protein of 724 amino acids. Gene Ontology annotation, molecular function: phosphatidylinositol-4,5-bisphosphate phospholipase C activity. The record is from RefSeq and is a predicted model, not a curated record. NCBI's taxonomy places the organism in Eukaryota, Metazoa, Chordata, Mammalia, Rodentia, Heteromyidae. The transcript is spliced from 15 exons. Gene Ontology annotation, biological process: intracellular signal transduction; lipid metabolic process.